Molecule: messenger RNA, 1260 nt
Organism: Trichoplax adhaerens
Lineage: Eukaryota; Metazoa; Placozoa; Uniplacotomia; Trichoplacea; Trichoplacidae
Exons: 6
Molecular function (GO): heme binding; oxidoreductase activity, acting on paired donors, with incorporation or reduction of molecular oxygen; iron ion binding
Source: RefSeq, a predicted model, not a curated record
CAGAGACCACAUCUCUUAAUGUUAGACAGUAAAGAAAGGUUUGGAUCAAUCUAUAAAGAAGCCAUCGGAUCAACGCAUUAUGUCAUGGUUACCAAACCGGAAGAUGUCGCAAAAGUCUUUAAAGUAGAAGGCAAAUACCCUAGCCGAGGUCCAGUUUAUCCAUGGAUCAUUUACCGACAGCAGCGAAAGAAAGCAAAAGGAAUUCUUAUCGGUGAAGGCGAAGAAUGGCGUAAAUCUCGAAGUGUUAUAGAUAAGAAAUUACUGAGGCUCAAAGAUGUUAGUCGCUAUAGUGGCAGAAUGAAUGAUGUCGAUACUAGUUUUAUUAAUUUAAUUAAAACGGAAUGGACUGGAGAUCAUGCUACUGGAGAAAUGAGCAAUAUUAGAAAUUAUUUAUUCAAGUGGUCUUUCGAAACUAUCAAUACUGUUUUAUUCAGUAAAAGUCUUGGUGCAUUCAAUGAUCCUCCGACACCGAUUGCCGCCAUUUUCUACGAUAAUGUUCUAAAAAUGUUGAAUGCAACCAAUGAACUCUUAUUCUAUCCUCCUUAUUAUAAAUACAUAAAGACUAAAUAUUGGAAACAAUAUUGUGGUUAUUGGGAUACUUUAUUCGAGGUUGGUGGCCAGCUAAUUAACGAGGCACGCCAGGCAUUGAAUGAUGGAAAAGGAAUUGAUAUCGACAGGACCACUAGUCCAAGUCGUCUCAAUGAUUUGGAAUUUUUACCGUACAUUUUACUUCGUGGAGAAUUAACUGAUGAAGAAAUUGCUAGUAACCUGAUAGAACUCAUGACGGCAGCUGUAGAUACCUCAGCUAACACAGUAUUAUGGGCGUUUUAUGUACUGGGGAAACAUAAAAACAUACAAGAACGAAUUUAUGAAGAAAUUCAAAGUAACGUGAAGAAGGGUGAACAACCAGACUUUCAAGCGAUUCAAAAUAUGCCAUAUUUAAGAGGACUAAUAAAGGAAGUUCAGAGGUUAAUAUAUCCUGUAGUAAUCUUCACCGCUCGGGAACUACAACAGAACCUUGUAUUAAGUGGAUAUCAAGUUCCAGCUAACACACUAGUUUCUGUUGGACACUAUACGAUGUCUUUUGAUGAAACAAUCUAUGAAGAACCCAAUAAAAUUAAGCCCGAAAGAUGGAUCCGAUCAGUUUCUAACCGUCAGACCAACUCAUUCAACUAUAUUCCAUUUGGCUUCGGGCCACGAAUGUGUAUAGGACGUCGAAUUGCGGAACUUGAAAUGCAAAUUUUGGUUGCAAGGGUAAUA